This is a messenger RNA of Perkinsus marinus ATCC 50983, 291 nucleotides long. RefSeq lists its product as hypothetical. Gene Ontology annotation, biological process: molybdate ion transport. Lineage: Eukaryota; Perkinsozoa; Perkinsida; Perkinsidae. Gene Ontology annotation, molecular function: molybdate ion transmembrane transporter activity. The annotation marks the transcript as partial. The transcript has a single exon. Gene Ontology annotation, cellular component: membrane. The record is from RefSeq and is a predicted model, not a curated record.
UUUUACGUCGCCACUUCACGUGAAACUUGUCCGCAACCUUAUACAUGAUUUUUCUAUGUAUAGGUAUAGGUGUAUUUUAUGUAUUUUUUCAACUGUGUAUAGGCUUCCGAAUUCACCCUGGACAGUGCUGAUAGCCUUCCUGGUCUUCGAGACAUCUGUGGGUGCCUACUACCCCUCAAUGGGAACUCUCAAGGCCGAGAUCGUACCCGAGGCUUAUAGAGCUACCAUAUACAAUCUAUUCAGAGUAAGCAGCUAUCUGUGCGAAUAUUUUAUAAUAAUGGAGUUUUGCAC